Messenger RNA from Penicillium riverlandense, 762 nucleotides. RefSeq names its product GNAT family N-acetyltransferase. The transcript has a single exon. Lineage: Eukaryota; Fungi; Ascomycota; Eurotiomycetes; Eurotiales; Aspergillaceae. Gene Ontology annotation, molecular function: N-acetyltransferase activity. The record is from RefSeq and is a predicted model, not a curated record. Bases 1 to 762 code for a protein of 253 amino acids.
AUGACCAACCCAACCCGACCACUCGGCGAGGUCCACCGCGUCCCCCGAACCUACAAUUUACCCACUCAACUACACGCCGUGGUGGAACGCUACAGAAAGCUGCGCCUACACGGACUCAAGGUGGACCCGCAUGCAUUUUCAUCGACAUACGAGCGCGAGUCGCAAUUCGAGCAGGACAAAUGGAUCGCCCGGAUUGAGAACCCAGCAGGCAAGACCUUUGUCUCGGUGAUUCCGUGCAAGGAGCCAGUAUUGACCCGUGAAAAUGAAAUAAUCAUUGCGAGUGACAGUUCCGGCGCUCUGGGGUCGCUCUUGAGGAACGAGUGGACUGGUCAACUGACGCUUAUCGGGCCGGAAGUCCUCGCCAUACAGGGCGAUGAGACUGCCGAGACUGGCCUAGCGAAGCCCUGGUCUGUUUUCUUUCAGGAUGAGCAGUGCAUUCCGCCAUUGACGCCGACGGAGACGAUGGAUUUGCGCGGUGCGCAUCUUGUUUACAUGGUUGUGGGCAUGUUUGUCUCGCCCGAGUCUAGACGAGGGGGUCAUGGCCAACGGCUGAUCGAAGCUGCGGUCCAGGCUGCUCGGGAAGAGGGCCAGACCCGAGGGGCAGCGUCUGUUCGGAUUGUGCUGAUUGUUGAGCCUGAGAAUCAUGGGGCACAGAAGCUGUACGAGAGGACCGGGUUUGCCUUGUGGGAUGAUACGGUACUAGAGAGGAAUUCGGGGAAGCUGUCGCGAGUGCUGGCCAUGGUAAGAGAGGUGGUCAUGUGA